AAUGAUGGCCUGAGUAUUAGGUUUUGUUUACUUUUUUGUUUACAUUUUAUUUUUGUUUUCUUCACAAGUUUUCUGAAUGCCACCUUCUGUACAUUUUGAUUCUAUAUUGACCUUUAAUCGAAAAUUGAAUUAAUACGUUAUAAAUCAUAUAUUUACUGUUAAACAUCUUUAUCAUCAUUCAGUCAAUUUAAAUUAAAACCUGACGUGUGAAAACCAAUAGCAAGACGCAAUUCUGAGCGCGAGUCAACUAAGUUCAGUUGCGGUUGAUUAUAUUAAAUAUAUUGUUAACCCUACUUUUUUACUUUAUGUAGGCAUUUUAAGUUAGUCGCGUUUAUGAACUUCACUGAAUAAGACACCUCAAUAAAAUGAAAUUUUGGAUAAUAUCUAUUUUUAUUUAUAAGUUAGUAAUUGCGGAUCCAGUGCCCAUAGUAUUGUGGCAUGGAAUGGGAGACACAUGUUGUGUCUCAGUAAGUCUUGGUUCUUUUAAAUUAUUUCUUGAGAAAAACAUACCUGGAGUAUAUGUGAAUUCCCUAAGAGUUGGAAAUAAUACAAUUGAAGACCUAGAAAAUGGCUAUUUCAUGAGUCCAAAUCAACAAAUAGAAUAUGUGUGUAACUUGCUGGCAUCAGAUUUGAAAUUACGAAAUGGAUUUAAUGCUAUUGGUUUUUCACAAGGAAGUCAAUUUCUGAGAGGAGUUGUGCAGCGAUGUGGACAUCAGUUACCACCUAUUAAAAAUCUAAUCACUCUAGGAGGGCAACAUCAAGGUGUCUAUGGUCUGCCUCAUUGUGGAGCUUUGCAGCAUGAAAGUUGUGACUAUGUGAGGAAGCUGCUUAAUUAUGCAGCUUAUUACAAGUGGGUGCAAAAAGCACUUGUUCAAGCUACUUACUGGCACGAUCCACUUGACGAGGAAACGUACAAGAAAGGUAGCCAGUUCUUAGCGGAUAUAAACAAUGAACGAGUAAUCAAUAAAACUUAUAUAAACAACUUGAACAAAUUGGAACAUUUUGUGAUGAUAAAAUUUGACGGUGACUCCAUAGUGCAGCCCAGAGGAACGGAGUGGUUCGGCUUCUACAAACCUGGGCAGGCAAAAGUCAUGCAAAGCCUGCAAGAGUCUGCUCUUUAUGUGAAGGAUCGCCUCGGCCUCAAGAAAAUGGAUAAAGCAGGGAAGCUGGUCUUUUUGUCACAGCCCGGCGACCAUCUCCGUUUCUCUCAAGAUUGGUUCAUUAAAAAUAUAAUUAACGUGUAUCUAGAUCCAAAGAAAUAAUUGAAGGCUGAUCAUAAUGAGAUUUUAGUUUAUAGUUUCUCAUUUGUGAUAGUUAUUAAAACAGAGAAAUGAAUCGUUUAUACUCAUAGUGUAGUAAGUAUGGGACAAUUAUAUUGUUGUUAGCCAUAAAGCACUGUUCUUGUGGUUAAUAAUUACGAUUUCUCAUUAUUUUAUUCUCACUAGGCAUAAUUAUAUGUUUAUUUAUAUACAAACUACUAUUGAUAAGUCAAAAUAGCAAAAUGAAUAUAUUAUGGUAAAUCAUAUUUUAAAAAAAUAAAGAUUGCUAUUAAAAUUAA
This is a messenger RNA of Galleria mellonella (greater wax moth), 1558 nucleotides long. It is a transcript of the gene Ppt1, whose product is annotated as palmitoyl-protein thioesterase 1. NCBI's taxonomy places the organism in Eukaryota, Metazoa, Arthropoda, Insecta, Lepidoptera, Pyralidae. Gene Ontology annotation, biological process: protein depalmitoylation; receptor-mediated endocytosis. Gene Ontology annotation, molecular function: palmitoyl-(protein) hydrolase activity. Gene Ontology annotation, cellular component: lysosome. The coding region runs from base 366 to 1262 and encodes 298 amino acids. The transcript is spliced from 5 exons. The record is from RefSeq and is a predicted model, not a curated record.